Messenger RNA from Lemur catta (Ring-tailed lemur), 525 nucleotides. RefSeq names its product histone H3.3 type 2-like. NCBI's taxonomy places the organism in Eukaryota, Metazoa, Chordata, Mammalia, Primates, Lemuridae. The coding region runs from base 1 to 525 and encodes 174 amino acids. The record is from RefSeq and is a predicted model, not a curated record. Gene Ontology annotation, cellular component: nucleosome. The transcript is spliced from 2 exons. Gene Ontology annotation, molecular function: DNA binding; structural constituent of chromatin; protein heterodimerization activity.
AUGGGGACCUCUGAGCCGCAGACUGUGAGCUGCCGCGCCGCGCUCGUCCUCCGACGCCAGCGCCAUCUCCAGCGCGCCCUGCUCGGCCGGGGAGAAGGAGCCACGGCGCGGACCGAGCAGACCGCGCGCGCCACCGCCGCCGCCGCCGCCGGGGGCACAGCGCCCAGGAAGCCGCCGGCCGCCCGGGCCUCCUGCAAGAGGGCGCCCCCUCUGGGCGGGAUGAAGAAGCCCCACCGCCACAGGCCGGGCACCGUGGCGCUCCGCGAAACCCGAAAGUUCCAAAAAUCCGCGGAGCUUCUCAUUCGCAAGCGGCCCUUCCAGCGCCUGGUGCGGGGAAUCGCCCGGGCCGUCCGCGCAGACCUGCGCGUCCAGAGCGCCGCUGCGGGCGCUGUGCAGGAGGCCGGCGAGGCCUACCUGGCUGGGCUUUUUGAGGACACCAAACGGUGCUGUCUCCACGCCAAGCGUGUCACCGUCAUGCCUAAAGACAUGCAGCUGGCGCGCCACAUUCGCGGGGAGAGUGCUUAA